Messenger RNA from Triplophysa rosa, 3456 nucleotides. RefSeq names its product prostaglandin E receptor 1c (subtype EP1) (gene ptger1c). The coding region runs from base 2356 to 3456 and encodes 366 amino acids. Gene Ontology annotation, molecular function: prostaglandin E receptor activity; thromboxane receptor activity. Gene Ontology annotation, biological process: adenylate cyclase-activating G protein-coupled receptor signaling pathway; inflammatory response; positive regulation of cytosolic calcium ion concentration. Gene Ontology annotation, cellular component: plasma membrane. The record is from RefSeq and is a predicted model, not a curated record. NCBI's taxonomy places the organism in Eukaryota, Metazoa, Chordata, Actinopteri, Cypriniformes, Nemacheilidae. The transcript is spliced from 2 exons.
ACCUAACUUGUUUUAUUUAACUAUUUAUUUAUUUACCCAUUGGUUUAAUACAAUUGUUUACAUUAAUGAAACUUUUGGUUACACCUAUAAAAACUUUAUAGACCACUUUGAAAAAAACAGAAUUCAGAAAUCCAGAAAACACCGGUCCAGAAUUUUUAUUUAAUAUAAAAAAAUCAUACAUAUAAUUAAACAAGUGCAUGAGUGUAGUGUAGUGUACUGUAGUGAAACUGUUCUUAUGGACCAGCGUUGAACCAGUGUUGUUUAUGUCAUCUAAAGUGGUCUAUAGGUCUAACAUUUUUUAACUAAAUCAGCCAGUAAGUGAUCAGUUUGUGCAUGUGGCACUUUUAAAACAUUGCUUUGUUUGUUUGAGCAUCCUGAUCAGCCCAGGACGGCAACAUAAGAUUGACCAAAGACAUGCAAAAUUAAAAUGAAUUAUAAAGUUAAAAUCAAUAUGGUUUCUGUAGGAUUGCGAAACAGACUUAGAAAAGGAUUUCUAGCUUCAGUUGUCUCCUCAAAAAGCAACAUGACAAUAGCCACUGUAAAGACACAGGACACAAUCUUCUGCCUGACAGAACAAAUGUAAUGCAAACAGAUGUGAGGAGAGGAGAGAAGACAACAGUGUGAAUUAUGAGAACAGAGAGUAAGUCUGCUGGAGGGAGAAGAUGAAUGAAUGGAGCAUUUGGCAGGGAGGUUCGAUGGUGUUAAAAGACAGAGAAGACACUAGGACAGGGGUUACACAGGCAGCAGUUGAAUUUUUUUUACUUUUUUCAAUUUCACCCUUCAGGCAAAUGUCCAGAAAAACAAAAAGUACUUGUUUUUCAAAUUCAUAAUUCAGCGCUGGUCAUGGUGAUAUUUGAAGAACUUUCUCUCACGCAUCUGUGGAUUUGUCCUGUAUAUGAAGGGUUAUAGAAAUAGGUUCAACUAUAUUCAAAACUGGAUCUUUUUACUUGCAAGCUUUUAUUACCACACCACAACCCUGUCCUGAGAUUGUUAUUUCAAAAUGAUUUUAGAAUUUUAAAAAUUUGAGUUUUGGAACAUGGUGGCUGAUGUUAAUGUUCCAAGGAUAUUAUUUUAAUCAGCUUAACUAUUUUUUUGUGCAUUCAUUCCUUUAUUCAUACUUUUCUUUUCAGCAUACAGUAUGCUGCCAAAAUGUGUUUUUUUUACUUGGCAAAGAGGUGAUUUGACGGCUUUAAUUUUUCUUAGAUUGUAUUUUCAGUGUCACGUUUGCAUUAAAUGUGCAACAUUUUAUGCCAGACACAGACAGCCAACUACAUUGUGUUUUCCUGUCACCAAUUUUUGGACUAGUUAAACAUUAUAACUCACCUGAUCGUAAAAGUAGGCAUCUGCUCAGCAUGUUUUUGUGUAUAUACUGUACAGUACAUGUAUAUACAGUAUAUAAGAAGGAUGCCAAAGUCCCUUAAGUGUAAUUGCAGAGUUUUAAUAGCUAACAGGGUUGGAUGUUAAAAAAUGCAUCUUGGUUCACUUAGUGCCUUUUUAUAUUACACUGACACUCUUAAAAAUAAAGGUGCUUAAAAGGUUCUUCACAGCGAUGCCAUAGAAGAAACAUUUAGCCAAAGGUUCUUUGAAGAACCAUCUCUUUCGCUCUUAUUCCGAAUAACCUUUUUUGGCACAAAGAACCUUUUGUGAAACAGAAAGGUUCUUCAGAUGUUAAAGGGUCUUUAUGGAACCAAAAAGUUCUUCCAUGGCAUCAAAGAACCUUUUGAAGCACCUUUUUUAUAUAUAGAAGAUACGACACUGAUGUAUAUUUGCUAAUAUAUGACAUAAUUUAAGGGAAAUGUUUGUUUUUGUAAGAAACAGAUGUUUAAACUGUUGUUUAAACAGAUGUGUAGCCAGGGAGUCAAUAUGUUGGAAUGUAGGAACCAAACAGUUAGGCAAUAAAUGUGCAAAUAAAUGCCAAAUUCCCAUAAAUUAUUCAAAUAAAACAACGAAAAGUUUCAAUUUAUCCAGUAUUUCAGAAGCACUUCCUGUUUCAGUUGUUGUAAAUGUUCUGUUGGUAAUAUUUUUUAACAUUUGUGUACUGUUAAAAACUUGAAACAGGAAGUGUUUCAGGACAGGACCAGUGUUGUUUAGGUCUUACAAAGUGGUCUAUAUACAGUACUGAAAAAGAGUUCUGAAAAAAGAUCUAACCGACUUAGUCAACAAAUUCACCAUUGUCAUAACCAUAGUGGAUGUAUCGCAUAUUAUGAUUUUAAAUUUUUAGGAAUAUGAUCCUUACAGUUGUACUGACAAGUCUAUCCGAGAAACCAUUCCCUACAAAAACCUUCAUCGCAGCUUCUUGACGUGUUUUUCAGAUCGCAUUCACCUAGCAAGGAUUUCUUGUCCUUCGUUCACAUCAUGGAUGUUCUUUUCACAUCCUCCUUCCCUGUAUUAUGCCACCACAAUCUCACGGCUCCCUGCUCCGACAACCAAACCGCAAACUCCACAUCUCCCGCUCUGGUUAACCCACCAGCUUUUGGAAUGUCCUACUUUACCAUGACCCUCGGCACACUCUCAAACCUCACGGCUCUGGCCAUCCUAGCCCAUUCCUACACCCGCUUCCGUCGUCGUGCCAAAGCCCCGUUCCUAUUGCUGGCUUCAUCCCUGCUUCUGAGUGACCUGGCGGGUCACGUGAUCACAGGGGCCCUGGCACUGCACCUUCAUUUGGGAAGAGUAAAGCAUCACGGGAAGGCAGUGAUCCUAGAGCCUCCACAGGCAUACUGUAAACUGUUCGGGGCUUGCAUGGUGUUUUUUGGUCUUUGCCCUCUGAUGCUGGGAAGCGUGAUGGCGGUGGAGCGUUGCGUAGGGAUCACGCAACCUCUCCUGCACUCCACCGUGGUUACCAUCGCACGCAUCCGCCUCGCCAUACUGCUAAUCGCCUCCACGGCUCUCAGUUUAGCGGGACUCCCCCUGCUGAACGUGGGGGAUUACAAACCACAGUUCCCCGGUACCUGGUGCUUUUUACCAGUGUAUGGUUCACUUUCCACAGCAGAUGCAAGCCUGGCCUUGGCUUUUUCCACAUUGGGGAUUGUCUCAUUGACAGUCUCUGUUCUUUCGAAUACAAUAAGUGGGAUGCAGUUGCUCCAGGCGAGGUUUAAGGAUAAGUGUGUUAAGUCAAGCAUUGCUAGGAGACAAGGGUCAGUCUCCUCCUCAUCCCUACGUUCCCUGGACGUGGAGAUGAUGACACAGUUGGCCGUCAUAACCGUGGUGUCCUGCAUCUGCUGGAGUCCCUUUCUUAUUUACAUCCUUAUAUCUGUGAUCAAGUUUUAUGAAGGGAUCUCCAGACUGGAGCACCAGUGUGAGGAGCUGCUUCUACUGGCCCUGCGUUUGGCUAGCUGGAAUCAGAUUCUGGAUCCGUGGGUUUACAUCCUCCUGCGGCGAGCGGUCCUGCGCAGAAUUCUGCAUCUGUUGCAGCCCGAAAGAGUCAUGUUCACACAGAGCAUCUCCUACAGAGAUUAG